CAAUGACGGAUAAAGAAGUACCUACGUCAUCUUUAGAUGCCGGAUAUACUGCGGUACAUGUGUUUCUUCAUGAAAGCUCCUGCUAAAAUGACUUUCAUGCGUGGAAAGGGAGCGAAGGUGUGAUAUACAGACGUGUGACGUAUAGAUUAUUUUAAAUAUUUAGUAUGAAUACGGUCCAUUUGAAGCUAAGUUGGUUUACGUGUCAAUUUGCGAAAGGCUUCACUCUCUCCGCUGCUGCUGCUGCUGUCGCUGCUUCACGCCGGGAUUCUCCAACUCUUUCCCACUUUUUACGUAGAAUGGCGACGAACAGCCACAGCAGGGACAACAACAGUGGUGACCGUAGUAAGACGAGGAAAGUCAAGCAGAACGAACCGCUGCGGAAACUGAAAACCAAGGAGAAACGGAUCGGACGACGGGACUUUCACGGACCGACUACGGUUUACCUGCAGGUGGUCGGUGCUGGAAGCAGAGACACGUCCGCGUCCCUUUAUGUCUUCUCUGAGUACAACAGGUACCUGUUCAACUGUGGUGAAGGAACUCAGCGACUCAUGCAGGAGCACAAACUUCGAGCCGCUCGUCUGGACAACAUCUUCCUGACCAGACUGAGCUGGGCGAACGUGGGAGGUUUAUCAGGGAUGAUCUUGACCCUGAGGGACACCGGUGUCCCCGAGUGUGUCCUCUCUGGACCUCCACAGCUGGACAACUACAUCAACGCCAUCAAGUCUUUCUCUGGACCUCUGGACAACAUCAAGCUGUCCGUUCGACCGUACACCGCAGAGACGUACUCGGACGAAACAAUGACAGUUUAUCAGGUGCCAGUGUUCGCCCAGUCGGGUCAAAAGAGUCCUGACAGGAAGUCGUCCCCCAGGUCCAGCAACCCUCCUCUUCGUCCUCCAAGUCCUGCCGCGUCACAGACGGACGACGUGGACCAGAGCUGGAGAACGAGUCCAGGCGAAAGACAGACCAGAGACGCGUCUGACCUGGUGGUCGCCUUCAUAUGUAAGCUUCACCCAAAGAAAGGAAACUUCUUGGUGGCUCAGGCUCGAGAGCUUGGACUUCCCAUAGGCACAGCAGCCAUCGGUCCACUCAUCGCAGAACUGAAGGCGGGGAAAAGCAUCACGUACGAAGGAAAAGAGAUUCGGCCCGAGCAGGUCUGCACUCCCACUGAUCCGGGACCCGUCUUUAUUAUUGUCGAGUGUCCGUCUGAGGAGUUUGUCGCAGCCGUUUGCAACAACGGUCAACUGAGACGAUACCAAACCGGAGAGGACUCUGCCGUGCUGGUGGUUCACAUGACUCCAGAGUCUGUUCUGAAAACAGAUCAGUACAAAGGGUGGAUGGACAGGUUCCCAUCCACGACGGAGCACCUGAUCCUCAACGAGCAGGUCUGCACCGACUACAAUAUCAGGAGCCACAAGAUCCAAGCUCAGCUCAACAUGAUCCACCCCGAGAUCUUCCCUCAGCUCAGGUCCUUCAGAACAAAGGAGCCUCAGGCUGCUCUCCACGUCCCCAACGUCAGAGCAGAGUGUCUGCUCAAGUUCCAGCUCAGACCUGUGAUGGAGUGGCAAAGAGACGCGAUUCCCUCCUGCAGCGUGGAGGAGUUUGUGAAAGAGGCUUCAGACGUCCCGAACUUUCUGGACGAAGUGGACAAGUGCAGGAGGAUCUGCUCCACUGAUGCUGCAAAUCCCUGCGCAGAGCCAAAAUAUCCAGAGGUGGUUUUCUUGGGGACGGGAUCAGCUCAACCGAUGAAGAUCAGAAACGUCAGUGGCACUUUAGUGAAUAUCAGCCCGAGUCAGUCCAUGCUGUUGGACUGUGGAGAGGGAACCUUCAGUCAGCUCUGCAGACACUACGGGGAGGACGUGGACGUCGCUCUGUCCAAGAUGUCGACCGUCUUCAUCUCGCACUUGCAUGCCGACCAUCACACGGGUCUGCUGAAUCUGCUGUACCAGAGGAAAAGAGCACUGAUGACACUGGGGAUAUCGUUCAGCCCUGUGACCCUGAUCGCGCCGUCCCAGAUCAUGACCUGGCUCAACCGGUACCACGAGCACUGUGAGGAGAUCCUCAGCCACGUGAAUCUCAUCCCGAAUGCGUGUCUGUGCGAUGGCGCCGAGUCACCUAGACAGUGGACGGAGUCGCUGAUCAGAGCCGUGCUGAAGAACAACAACCUGACAAAGUUUCAGACGUGCACGGUGCGUCACUGCAAGAACGCCUUCGCCUGCAGCUUCACUCACCAGUCCGGCUGGAAACUGGCCUUCUCUGGCGACACCAUGCCCUGCGAUGGAUUCGUACACAUCGGGAGGGACGCGACGCUGUUGAUACACGAGGCGACGCUGGAGGACGGGCUGGAGGAGGAGGCCGUGGAGAAGAGACACAGCACGACGUCCCAGGCCAUCGGCAUCGGCGUGAAGAUGAACGCCGACUUCAUCGUGCUCAACCACUUCAGCCAACGCUACGCCAAGAUCCCGCUCUUCAGCGAGGACUUCACCGACAAAGUCGGGAUAUCCUUCGACCACAUGAGAAUUCGUUUCGGAGACUUUAAAACCCUUCCCAGACUCAUUCCCGCACUUAAAACCCUCUUUGCCAACGAUAUCGAAGAGAUGGAGGAGAGAAGAGAGAGGAGGGAGCUGAAAAAUCCAAGAGGCGGCUACGAGGUGAACAGCACAGCAGUUGCUGCCAUGACUGCCGCGGUGGCGGCUGACGCCCGUGGUGCCAAACGGAACCAGGAGGAGGCUGACGUCGACGCAAAGAGACAGAAACUUUAUGAAACAUGAGCUAAGAGGAAAUGACUUAGGCAUUUUAUUUAAAUGAAUUUCAGAUUGUUUAAUUUGGCUUGUGUGUGGAUUGACUGAAGAAAACGCAAUGUAUAUUGUUUUUUGCGUUGUACAUUAAUUAGUGAGCUCUGAAUAUAGGUUUUGGUUGAAAUGAAUAAAGAAAUACCACACAA
Messenger RNA from Solea solea (common sole), 2941 nucleotides. RefSeq names its product elaC ribonuclease Z 2 (gene elac2). The transcript is spliced from 24 exons. The record is from RefSeq and is a predicted model, not a curated record. Gene Ontology annotation, biological process: mitochondrial tRNA 3'-end processing. Gene Ontology annotation, cellular component: mitochondrion. The coding region runs from base 165 to 2768 and encodes 867 amino acids. Lineage: Eukaryota; Metazoa; Chordata; Actinopteri; Pleuronectiformes; Soleidae. Gene Ontology annotation, molecular function: 3'-tRNA processing endoribonuclease activity.